Messenger RNA from Bactrocera tryoni, 2080 nucleotides. RefSeq names its product sphingomyelin synthase-related 1 (gene SMSr). Gene Ontology annotation, cellular component: Golgi membrane; endoplasmic reticulum membrane. Gene Ontology annotation, biological process: ceramide biosynthetic process. Lineage: Eukaryota; Metazoa; Arthropoda; Insecta; Diptera; Tephritidae. The transcript has 7 exons. Bases 208 to 1992 code for a protein of 594 amino acids. The record is from RefSeq and is a predicted model, not a curated record. Gene Ontology annotation, molecular function: sphingomyelin synthase activity; ceramide cholinephosphotransferase activity; protein binding.
UUUACAAAUGGCAGUAUAAAUAUGUAUGUAAGUUGAGGUUCAAAGAGAAAUCGAGUAGAUUUCAAUUCCAUUACUUUGUUAUAAAGAUAUCAUUGGCUUAUAUUGGGCAAAUAAUAGAAUUAGUCCCGCAGAUUCGAUAUGGCGUUUAAAAGCUAAAACAGCUGGAAGUUCAAAUCGUUGGGCUCUAAAAAGUUUUGUUUUCUAAUAAUGGCGAAUGUGGAUGUCAAUCAUGGUCAUAAUAACAAUGACAUCAAAGUUAUAAAUACCACACACGAUGUAAUCCCGCCUAAUGCAGAAUUGCCUUGCAGGGAGUGGCAGGAAGAAGAUGUUGUGAAAUGGGCUGAAGGUGAAGGAUUAGAUCACAAUGUUAUAAACUGCUUGAUAGCGGAACAUAUUGAUGGGAGUGACCUCUUAGAAUUAACAGAGAAUGACAUUCGAGACUUUCGUUAUCAUCUUCAAUACAGCCUUACUAUGAGUGAUAUGAAAAAGCUUUGGGUUGCCGUUCGAAAACUUCAAAAUAAAAAUUCUACAUUGCCUCAUAAUUUUAUACAAAGGAACACAUUAGGAUUGGCUGAUUGUUUUCCGUUUAAUCGUCCGUAUAUAAAUCAACAAUGCGGUACAUCUUCCUGUUGCAAUUUAAAUGUUUGCAAUUGCCAAGUUGAACGCAACGGUAUUGGGUCAAAUUGUUAUUAUUCAGAUGUAUGUUCUCCACCGGUUCCUCCAACUUUAAAUGGCAGUGCUGAAGAGGAUAAUAUGUCUCCGCCCAUGUCAGUCGAUGGCCGCGCGACUAAUAUACCUCCAGAGUUAUUCAAAACAGCUAUUAGUUUAGGUUACUCAUUUCUUGUCACAUGGAUAACAUCCUUUGUCAUGGUCAUAGUUCACGAGCGUGUACCUGAUAUGAAGCGUUAUCCGCCAUUACCGGAUAUAUUUCUCGACAAUGUACCGCACAUACCAUGGGCAUUCCAUAUGUGUGAGAUAACGGGCACAUUAUUGUUUAUCAUUUGGUGCUGUGUUUGCAUCUUCCACAAAUAUCGCCUUGUUCUUUUACGACGUUUCUUUGCACUUGCUGGAACAGUAUUCUUACUACGAUGCGUUACAAUGUUGAUAACAUCGUUAAGUGUACCAGGCACACAUUUGCAAUGUAAUCAAAAUGAUUACGCAGUUGACGAUACUGAUCUCUCUUUAAUUGAAGCUUUGCAGCUACGUAUUUCACGUGCCUAUACGAUUUGGAGUGGACUUGGUAUGUCUAUUCAAGGAGUUCGUACGUGUGGCGACUACAUGUUUAGUGGACACACAGUGGCUCUAACUCUUUUGAAUUUCUUCAUUACAGAAUAUACACCUCGGAACUUGUAUUUUUUACAUACUAUGACCUGGCUUUUAAAUAUGUUCGGUAUAUUUUUCAUUCUUGCUGCGCACGAGCACUAUUCAAUAGAUGUGUUUGUCGCUUUUUACAUUACAUCUCGCCUUUUUCUUUACUAUCACACACUAGCCAAUAAUCAGGCGCUGAUGUCGCACGAUUCAACACGAACACGCAUCUGGUUUCCGAUGUUCAGUUACUUUGAGAGUUCUAUUGAUGGAAUCGUUCCUAAUGAAUUUGACACCAUUGGAGCUCUCUUUGAUUGCCUCUGCCAGCUUGUUUUGAAUUUUAAAGACACUUGUAUGUUAUCAGCUCGUCGCAUUUGGAUCGAAGCUCCGCAAAUAUCAUUGAAAAGCGAAAAUAUACCAUCACUUUCCAACGUACCAGAUUCACUAAAACUUUUAAAGAAACAAUCCAACACACUGACUCAGUUACAAACGCAAACACGAGAGGACAUCGGAACAUCGAUAUCGGCCAAUACCUCCAACACACUGACUUCAUCACAGCCUGUUUUUGACGUAAGCAAAAAAAUGACGCAUGGAAUUUUGAACUCAUUUGGAUCGGCUGCUGAAAGUCCUAUAACGAAAUUAUCAGGAUCAUGCAAUAGCAUUCAUGGGGACAAGAAACAUCAGUAAUUAACAAACAAUCUCAAACAUGCACAAAUUGGCAUUUAUGGUAUUUAAAAAGUAUUUCCAGCGAUAAUAAAUUAAAAUAAGUUUUUAA